UUGUUGUCUCUACUCAUGGCUUUGCGAAAAAGUCCACUGAUUUGCUUGGUUAUGAUUGCUUUAUGUGGUGUUUGUUUCGGUGCUGUGUAUAGAGUUGGUGACUUUAGCGGGUGGUCUUCUAGAGGCCUUGUUGAUUACAACGAGUGGGCUUCAACAAAAGACUUCCAUGUUGGUGACACACUUACAUUUUCUUACAACAAUCAAUUCCAUAACGUGAUGCAAGUUACUAACGAAGAUUACGAAUCUUGCAACCCUGCUUCUCCUAUCGCAGUCUACGCCUCGGGAUCUGACACCAUCACCCUUGAAAGGCCCGACAACUUUUACUUUUUGUGUGGUGCUCCUGGUCAUUGUCAAGCCGGACAAAGGGUUGAGAUUCUGGCCACCCUACCUACACCAGAUGACUCAUUUACAGGUCCAAGUCCGACACCUUCAGCCUCUCCUGCUGAUGCGAUGUCGCCAAGCUCAGCUCUAAGUAGCAGUCCUGCUCUUCAUUUUUCGAAACUUGGGUUGGGUGUCACCAUGUUUGUGUUAUCCACUCUUUUGGGUUCUUUAUUUUAG
Molecule: messenger RNA, 558 nt
Organism: Prunus dulcis (almond)
Lineage: Eukaryota; Viridiplantae; Streptophyta; Magnoliopsida; Rosales; Rosaceae
Product: mavicyanin-like
Exons: 1
Cellular component (GO): plasma membrane
Molecular function (GO): electron transfer activity
Source: RefSeq, a predicted model, not a curated record